AUAAUGCAUGUUUUAGUUUUCACUACAUUUCCCAUGAUGCACCAUACACCGGAUGUAGGAACUCCAACGCGGAAGCAUGCGAAGAGUGAGCCGGCGGUCAUGUGAAGAUGGCCCGCUGCUGGAGGAGCAGGAGACGGAGGGACAACGGCAGCUGCACGGCCUUCUCCUGCAGCAGCUCCACACUGAUGUCGACAUAGACAGAUGCGUGGCUAAGAAGCAAUGUUUUGCCCCGGCGGCGCUCUACCGGCCUUUUGGGGAGCAGGCGGCCGGUGUGAGGAGCCUCUCCCAGUUCCAGGCCCUGCAGGACGGAGAGCAGGAGCUGGCCAGCCUGCGGGAGCUGGGUCUCACGGACGCUGAGAUCCUCCUGUGGCAGAGCAGGGACCACCCGGAGAUACCUGAGCAGUGUCACGGCGUGUGUGCAGCUCCCGGCGUCAAGCAACAGCGCCUCCAAGUGAUCCGAGACAAGAUUGCAGUCAGGGCGGAAAUCCUGGCCCGCCCACAGCGCUUCGCCGCUAGUCGGGCGCUGUCACGCCGCGAGAUGGAGAUCGAACAGGCGCUUUUCCAGGGAAACGAUCGCCUGGGUUUCCUUGCUUCGCUUUACCAUUGUGGUGAAAAUAACCAAGAUGGCCAGCAGGGGGCGACAUCCUCAGAUCCAAUGGACUCUCUCUACAAAGAUCUCCUCACUAAGGAGAAGCAGCAAGCGUCACUCCAGGGUCCUCGAACAUCUCCCAUUCCCACACAUGAACCCACAUCUGUGCGGUCACAUGACUCACAGGGAGACCAAUCAGAGGAAAGCUCCCAAAAGGAGCUACGGGAAGAAAAUAGUAGCAGAUCAGAACAGUCUGAGGGGCACCCAUCUCCCCCGGUGGUGAUCAACAUAAGCCAGCCGAUAGGCAGUCUUUGUGGAGCAGCGAGGGCGGAGUCAGGCGGCGUGAUGACCGUCACAGGGGAGGUCACGGAGGUGACAGAGGAAGAAAUCCUGGAAAACAGGGAAACUGAAGAGGGCAUCCAAAGCAUUCCGAGGUUCAGGAACUACCAACCUGGAAAUCCCUCCAAAGUUUUGUGUGUAAAGAACCUGAGCGCACAGGCAUCAGUGGCCCAGCUGGUGGCGCUGUUCUCCCGGUUCGAGGGGGCGAGCGGUCCCCCGGUGCUUUACCGACUCCUUACGGGACGAAUGAAGGGGCAGGCCUUCAUCACCCUACCAGACACUGAAACAGCCCAGAAAGCUUUGCAGCUGGUCCAUGGAUACCGUUUGUUAGGGAAACCUUUGGUGGUUGAAUUUGGCCGUGAGCGAAAGGAAGCUGAACAGGAAGAGAAGAAGAAAUAAAAAGUAACGCAACACAACAGUCUCAGAUUUGUUCAGCAGCCAAAAUUGACAUUUUUUCCUAUUAUAUUUGUACCUACAGUUAAUUAGGACAUGUGGAUGAUGUAUGUGGUUUUUCCAACACAUCAUUUAAAGCAUACUGGACUAAAAAUAAAAAUUCCUGUCUGAUCCA
Molecule: messenger RNA, 1496 nt
Organism: Nerophis lumbriciformis (worm pipefish)
Lineage: Eukaryota; Metazoa; Chordata; Actinopteri; Syngnathiformes; Syngnathidae
Gene: rbm41
Product: RNA binding motif protein 41
Biological process (GO): mRNA splicing, via spliceosome
Cellular component (GO): U12-type spliceosomal complex
Molecular function (GO): pre-mRNA intronic binding; U12 snRNA binding
Source: RefSeq, a predicted model, not a curated record